Molecule: messenger RNA, 600 nt
Organism: Camelina sativa (false flax)
Lineage: Eukaryota; Viridiplantae; Streptophyta; Magnoliopsida; Brassicales; Brassicaceae
Product: S-protein homolog 3-like
Source: RefSeq, a predicted model, not a curated record
CAUAAUCAUGUCAUUCACUAAUAAACCUAAUUUUAUAUUGUUGUUUAUGAUCUUUUCGACUCUUAUUUUUUUAACCUUUUCAUUAGAUUUGUCAAAUGUUUCAGCAGAAUCACCAACUUUGGACUGGGAAGAGCCGUUAAGUAAAGGUCGAAAACAUGUUGUAAUCCGCAACAAAGUAAAAAACAAAGAAGUUUUGAAUGUACAUUGCAAAUCUACUAAAGAUGAUUUAGGGUUGGUCCAUAUUCCAUGGAAUGAUACAUGGAAUUUCAAAUUUCAUGUUAACCUUCAGAGAACUACAGAGUAUCAUUGUCAUUUUACGUGGUAUAAUGGUGGUUCUCACUAUUUUUCUAUAUUUAAAGUAUCAAGAGAUGAUACUGUAAUUGGAAAAUAUCCUAUGUGUGUAAAAUGUAUAUGGGAGGUGGGAAGUGAUGAUAAAAGUCCUAUGUGUCGUAUUCCUCUUUUUGAGAAAGACAAACCAUAUUGUUUCAAAUGGGAGGAUGGUCCUUAAAAAAAAAAUCUUUGUGAAAAUUAUAUCUUAGCAAAUAAAUGCAACCAUCAAAAUUGAUUGAAUAAAUAAUAUCAUUAUAAUGUUUGAAUGUU